AUGGCGAAAAUUGACGAAGACAUGAUGACCGAAAUGAAAGAUGCCUACACCCUGUUUGAUCGUGUGGGAGAUGGCAAAAUCGACGGGGACCAGAUUCCAGAUUUACUUCGUUCUAUGGGGUUGAACCCAGUGGGCGCUGAUCUGAAACCCGUGACAGACGAGCAUCAAGGCAAAAGAGUCGAGUUCGAACAGUUCCUGGGAAUCUACAAUCAGUUCCGCAAUAAGCCAGAACCCGUCAGAGAAGACUUUAUUGAGGGAUUCAAAUGUUACGAUCGGGACGGUUCAGGGUACCAUAGAUGGAGCUUCCCUGAGAGGAAUGCUCUGUUUCCGAGGAGACAGCAAGCUCACUGA
This is a messenger RNA of Porites lobata, 351 nucleotides long. The record is from the annotation of a GenBank genome assembly. Lineage: Eukaryota; Metazoa; Cnidaria; Anthozoa; Scleractinia; Poritidae.